Messenger RNA from Thalassophryne amazonica, 1512 nucleotides. RefSeq names its product heat shock protein 70 family, member 13 (gene hspa13). Gene Ontology annotation, biological process: vesicle-mediated transport; protein refolding; cellular response to unfolded protein. The record is from RefSeq and is a predicted model, not a curated record. Lineage: Eukaryota; Metazoa; Chordata; Actinopteri; Batrachoidiformes; Batrachoididae. Gene Ontology annotation, molecular function: ATP-dependent protein folding chaperone; misfolded protein binding; ATP hydrolysis activity. The transcript is spliced from 5 exons. Gene Ontology annotation, cellular component: cytoplasm; nucleus; plasma membrane. The coding region runs from base 133 to 1461 and encodes 442 amino acids.
GAUUAUUGACGUGUAUUUCAGCGAGCUGAAACAUUCUGUGCAGUUUGUCACAAUUCCAUAUCGUUUCACCCGAACUUUAAUGCUUAUUUAACGACAUAGUGACAUUCCGCGAUUUGUUGACAGUUUGGAAAGAUGGCUGGAGAAAUAUCAAUGAUUGGUUCGGUGAUUCUGGCCCUGUUCCUGGCUGGUUACCUGGGACAGCAGUACCUCCCGCCCCCGAAACCCAAAGUGAUCGGCCUGGAUCUGGGCACCACUUUCUGCUCUGUGGGAGUCUUUCACCCGGGCAGUGGGGAGGUGGAGGUGAUGGCGGAUGAAGCGGGGAGGAAGAGCAUCCCGAGCGCCGUCUCCUUCACUGACACCGACCUGUUGGUCGGACACGAAGCCCUGGAAUUAGCCGACCUCAACCCCCAGAACACCGUCUACGAUGCCAAGCGGUUCAUCGGGAAGCUGUUUGACCCGGCGCACCUGGAGCAGGAGAGCAACAGCUACCCCUUUAAGGUGGUAAACAAUAACGGCAGUGCAGAGUUUGUCAUUACCACCAACGGUACAUUUACUGUGACACCGGAGUUCAUUGGCUCCAGGCUGAUACUGAAGAUGAGGAAGAUGGCCGAGCGACAGCUGGGUGUGCUCGUCCAAAAAGCGGUCAUCGCUGUACCUGCAGAAUUUGAUGAACGGCAGAGGAACUGCACCGUCAAGGCCGCCACUCUCACUGGCCUGGAGAUCCUGCGUGUGAUCAGUGAGCCCACGGCGGCGGCCAUGGCUUACGGCCUCCACAAGGUGGACGUAUCUGACGUGCUGGUGGUGGACCUAGGAGGUGGGACACUGGAUGUGUCUCUGCUCAGCAAACAGGGAGGAAUGUUCCUCACCAGGGCAAUGGCAGGAAACAACAAGCUGGGAGGACAAGAUUUCAGCCAGAGGUUGCUGCAGUACACUGUGGAGCGGGUCCAGCAGGAAUUUGGAGUUCUGCCCACUCUCAAACUGGACAUCCACCAUCUCCGACAGGCUGUAGAGGCUGCCAAGCUCAACCUCACCCUGCAUCCCAGUGCCAGCAUCAGCGUGCCCCUGCACCUUCACAUAGACAAUGGCUCAGAGUCGCCUCAAGGGGAUGCUGCGGAGCCCAUUCUCUUUCAGUGUGUGAUCACUCGUGAUCAGUUUGAAGAGGUAAAUGAGGACCUUUUCCAGAAGAUUCUGGCUCCCAUUGAGACAGUGUUAGCUGAAGGCCACAUGGCAAGAGAGGACGUGGAUGAGAUUGUUCUGGUUGGAGGGUCCACCCGAAUACCGCGGAUCAGGAGGCUGAUCAGUGAGUACUUUGGGAAGGACCCAAACACUUCAGUGGACCCUGAGCUGGCGGUGGUUACAGGUGUGGCCAUUCAGGCUGGCAUCAUGGGCGGCUCGUGGCCUUUACAGGUCAGCGCCAUAGAACUCCCCAACAGACACCUACGCAAGACGAACUUCAUUUAAAAUGUAUAAAUCUACAAAAUAAAAUUAAGAAAUUGUGCCACAAAGAUGAAA